UUUAUUUCUCUUUCUCAACAUGCCUGCAGCGAUGCACCUCACUGUGCUAGGGUAUCUGUUUGCAGUGGCUGUUUGUAAAGGUGCAGUCAGCCAGGUAACGGAGAUAAGCACACGUGCUGCAAACCAACCCAGUUUGGCUGAGACAAAUAAUGGCACAACCACCAACAAUGCACAACAGCCUCCAACAGCAACACACCACAUUACCACUGCAGUCACUUCAGAAAAGGAGUCAUCAUCCCCACCGCCCUCGACUUCACCACAAACACCCAACAGGACAGAGGAAAUACAUUUCAGUGCCACUCCUCAGACCAACCAGACCUCCAAGAACACAGUUUCCAGCGGAUCGACACUCUCAUCAGCAUCAAAGUCACCAAACGUCACAGCAACCACCACUGUAAACACAACCAGCCCAGAUCUUCUACAGAAGUGGAAAAUAGAUUACUUGGGUCCACAUCGCGGCCCCGUGGCCAUCAUUUGCAUCUUCUGUAUCAUGUUUGCCCUCGUGCUGGUGGUUGUCACCGUGAAAUGUAUCCGAUCAUCGAGGAAUAACUUUGAGAGGCUGGAAGAAGUGCCGAUGAACAAAGUGAACGAGGAGUCUCCAUUCGCCAAGUACUCAAAAUGACAAGAAACUUCAUCCGAUGCUGAAAUCCAGGAGGAGUCUGGUCUGUUCCGAUGAUUUUGGAUAGAAAACACUUGUCCACACAAGAAAAAAAAAUGUUCAAGAUUUUUCUCUUAGGCUCUUAUUACUAUACAAUGCACUUUUGUCAAUGACAGUGGAGUAUUUCGGCCUCAUCUUUGACCUUUGACCUUCUUGGUUUUAAUUCUGGUGAUUAAAGCCGUUGCAAUACUUCUUCGUCCAUCAUUUCUUUUGAAAAGAAAAUCAGCCUAAAUGAUAAAAACUUAAAUGGAAUGUUUCCCAAAUUGGAGCUGGAAAUCUUCGUAAGCACUUUUAAUUCAUAAUUGCACUCUUACUUGUAACAACUGACUUCAUGCUAUUACAGUUUCUGACUUUUAAGUGUCCAUAAGGAUUUAGGGAUUUGUAUCAUGAACAGUGCACAGGAAAAUGUAUUUCCAGUGUUGUUCCAGUAUUUGAAAUGAAUGUUAUCUGCAUGUAGAAAUGCCUUUCGGGGCAAUUAAUGUAUACCGUACAGAUGUAUUAGUGUACAUUGCAACUACAGAUACAUUUAGGCCUAUAUAUAGAAACAUACUAUUCAUACAUACAUAUUAUUCCUGCCUUUAACCAACAAUAAAACUUGUCUGCAAAAACACAACAAAUUGUUGCCUUUUCCCACUUUUUUCAAAGUCAAAUUAAUUUUAAUUCUGUGCGUAAACCUUUUCACAUACAAGGUUGACACAUGAAAUGCUCUACUAAAUCUUGUGUGUGUGGCAAAGCUGCUCUCAUUUAUUGAUUGUAAUUCUGUUUACAUACAUCUCUCAAUCCUGACUCUAUCGAGAAUAAACUACUUGAACAACUUUUGUACUAUUUCGCCAAAGUACAUAUGCUGCAUAUUUAUGCUCGGGGAUUGCAGUAAUU
Messenger RNA from Cyclopterus lumpus (lumpfish), 1534 nucleotides. RefSeq lists its product as uncharacterized. Lineage: Eukaryota; Metazoa; Chordata; Actinopteri; Perciformes; Cyclopteridae. The transcript has 4 exons. Bases 20 to 622 code for a protein of 200 amino acids. The record is from RefSeq and is a predicted model, not a curated record.